UAUUUUUUUACCCGCUGAAACUAAGAGAAGCUAGGACAACGUUAUAGACGCCCCCCUAAAUUCUAUUUCCCCAUGAUCGGUCCUUUGUCUUCUUCUUUCGACUACCAUACGCCCUUACUCUUGUUUACUCUCUCGAUCUCACUCUCUCUCUACCGCCAGCAAUGGAGGCCAAGCUACUAGAAGCUGCUAUCCCAGGCCUUCCAGCCAGCCUCAAAUCUUCAAGACCCACUUUGCUUCUCGCCUCCCAGAACACCCUUAACAUCGGUAGAAAGGGGCUUCGCCCUCCUCAAGUUUCUUGGUUUUCUUCAUCCUCCUCGUCUCCCAUCAGACAUGCAAGAAAGAAGAGGGUGGAUGAGAGUGAGACCUUGACACUAGACGGCAUAAGGCACUCUUUGAUUCGAAAAGAAGACAGCAUAAUAUUUAGCCUUUUGGAGAGGGCUCAAUAUUGUUAUAAUGCAGAUACAUAUAACCACGAUGCAUUCUCCAUGAAUGGAUUCCGCGGAUCAUUGGUUGAGUACAUGGUCAGGGAAAGUGAAAAACUCCAGGCUCAGGUGGGCAGAUAUCAGAGCCCGAACGAGCAUCCUUUCUUCCCCACGGACCUACCUGAGCCAAUACUUCCACCUUUGCAGUACCCCCAGGUUUUGCACCCCUGUGCUGAGUCGAUCAAUAUAAACAAUAAGGUGUGGAAUGUGUAUUUUAGAGAUCUUCUUCCAAGAUUAGUAAAAGCAGGAGAUGAUGGCAAUUAUGGAUCAGCUGCUGUUUGUGACUCACUUUGCCUGCAGGCACUCUCCAAGAGAAUCCACUAUGGUAAAUUUGUUGCAGAGGCAAAAUUUAUCCAGUCACCUGCUCUGUACGAGGCUGCCAUUAGGGUACAAGACACGGCUCAAUUAAUUGAAUUGUUGACAUAUGAAACUGUGGAAGAAGCAGUCAAGAAGAGAGUAGAGAUGAAGGCUAAAAUAUUUGGACAAGAUGUAGACAUCAACCAAGAGGAAGAUGUGGCUGAUCCAGCAUACAAAAUCAAGCCAAGUUUAGUUGCCGAUCUGUUUGGGGAUUGGAUCAUGCCCCUAACAAAGCAAGUUCAGGUUGAAUAUUUGCUGCGAAGAUUGGAUUAAAAAAGAGAUUAAAGUGUACUCGUUGUUUCUUAUUUUGACUUUCUUUACAGGGUUUUUUGGAUGUUAAGAUAGCUAAUAAUUUAAAUAUCUACAUUAA
This is a messenger RNA of Juglans microcarpa x Juglans regia, 1209 nucleotides long. Its product is annotated as chorismate mutase 3, chloroplastic. The transcript is spliced from 7 exons. Gene Ontology annotation, biological process: aromatic amino acid biosynthetic process; chorismate metabolic process. Gene Ontology annotation, cellular component: cytoplasm. Gene Ontology annotation, molecular function: chorismate mutase activity. The record is from RefSeq and is a predicted model, not a curated record. The coding region runs from base 162 to 1112 and encodes 316 amino acids. Lineage: Eukaryota; Viridiplantae; Streptophyta; Magnoliopsida; Fagales; Juglandaceae.